Amoebophrya sp. A25 is the source of this 337-nucleotide messenger RNA. The record is from the annotation of a GenBank genome assembly. NCBI's taxonomy places the organism in Eukaryota, Dinophyceae, Syndiniales, Amoebophryaceae.
CAACAAUAGUCCACCGCGGAACAACGGUGGUGGCGGCGGUGGCAGUGGCGAGCGCGACAGCACAGGUGCCAUCCGCCUGUGUUGGCAUUUUUGCAAGGACACUCCUUGCUCCAACAAGACUCAUAAGAAAGGCGGCAAAGUCUACUGUGAUAAGGGUCUUCAUCCGACCAAGGCUGGCGACAUCUCCAAGAACGAAUACGAGAAAGUACGCAAGGGUGGUCUCGGCAAGAGAAUCCUGGGAAAAACCGACUUCGAGAGCUGGCUGAAGGAGUCCAGCAAGGAGAAAGACGAUCGGUCGAAGUCCCGCUCCCGCACGCCGAAGCGCAGCAGGGACUAA